Molecule: messenger RNA, 3066 nt
Organism: Gigantopelta aegis
Lineage: Eukaryota; Metazoa; Mollusca; Gastropoda; Neomphalida; Peltospiridae
Exons: 3
Coding region: 100-1686 (528 amino acids)
Source: RefSeq, a predicted model, not a curated record
GCAAAAGCCUGCCUCAGAAGGCUUUUAGUCCCUUUUAUAGGGGCUCCGUUUGAAGAUUCGUUUAUUCAACUGUAGCAGUUUAAUCUAAAGAAGAAUACCAUGGCUCUGACCUACCUGGUUGCGGUUUUGUCUACUUUCUUUCUGUGUUAUGCAAGCGUCAGUUCCAAAGUGCCAGGCCAAUACCAGCCAUUCGACGACGACGACGACAUUAUCCAAGACCAUGAACUCAGCAACAACGUAUUACGACUCCUAGAGAACCCUGACCUUUUACACGGCAUCCUCAGAGCAAGACAUCAACUCUAUGGGGAUCUUUCAAACUUACCGGCAAAACGACAGUUCGAUUCUAUAGCUGGCGACCUCUUCCGAAAACGAAGAUACGUAAAUUCGUUUGAGGACUCUCCAAAACAUCGACAAAAACGAUUUCUAGAAUCCAUAGCCAGCGAUUUGAUGAAACGCAGUGAUGAUGGCAAGCCAGAGAAGCGGUUUCUGGAAUCUAUAGCCAGCGAUUUGAUGAAACGAGAUGAUCAACAGAGCCCAAACAAACGAUUCUUGGAAUCCAUCGCCGGAGAUCUGAUUAAAAGGUCGCACCCUCAGUCGGUCAAGUCUAAACGUUUUCUGGAAUCUAUAGCUGGCGAUUUACUGAAGAGAUCGGCACAGCACUCGGGUCCUUCAAAGCGAUUCUUAGAGUCCAUAGCGGGAGAUCUGUUUAAGCGAUCUCAGGUAUAUGCGUCAAGGCAGAGGCGCUUCUUGGAAUCCAUAGCUGACGAUAUACUGAAGAGGUCUGGGGAAAAUAAAGCAGAGCAGAAGCGAUUUCUGGAAUCGAUUGCUGGUGACCUGUUCAAGAGAUCGCAGGGUAAACCCAAAGAAGAAAAGAGAUUUCUGGAGUCAAUCGCUGAUGAACUGAUCAAAAGAUCACAUUCGGAGGGAUUACACCAGAAGAGGUUCUUGGAAUCCAUUGCGGGUGAUCUGAUCAAGAGGGCGAGCGCUUCUUCGCAGAAUCCUCAGAAACGGUUCUUGGAGUCCAUAGCGACUGACCUCUUCAAGAGAUCUCAGGACAACAUUCUCCAAGAGAAGCGCUUCCUGGAGUCCAUUGCCGGAGAUCUGUUCAAAAGAUCUCACUUCGUGCACAGCCAGCAGAAACGAUAUUUGGAAGGAAUCGCCAGCGACUUGUUCAAACGGUCGGAUCCUCAGAUAAGCCAGCAGAAACGGUUUCUAGAAUCUAUCGCCGGUGAUCUUCUGAAACGGUCAGAGCCACAACAGAAGCGCUUCUUAGAGUCCAUUGCCGGAGACUUGCUGAAAAGAUCGGAUAACGAGCUGAAGGAGCACAAGCGGUUCUUGGAAUCGAUUGCAGGCGACCUCUUCAAGAAGCGACAACUGGAUUCCAUUGCAAGCUAUCUCUUUAAGAAAGACAACAAAGGAAGCGAUCGGUCUGAAGGCAACAGGAAUGCAGAGGAAGCGCAAUCGAAAGAAAUCCAAAUCGUUGAAUUGGUUAAUGAAGCAGGGCAUGCUGCAUCGGGACAGAAGAACCAUCAUGACAACGUAGGCCACGUCAACCCACACGGAUCUCUUGCCAGUGAUGUAUCCAAACAGAGAGGAUCAAAUAAAGCUGUUCUUGCCCAGGUUGGUGCACAGGGGGUCAACAAACGAUAUCUGGACUCCAUUUCGUCUAGUCUAAUACGGAAAUGACGUUCUACGGCAGGGAACGACGUCACGCUUGUCAGCUAUGCUUGACUCGCGUUUGUGAUAAUGCUGACAGGUACUGACGUUUGUUGUUGUGGAGAAAGCACUAGACAUGAGUGACCUAGUGGUGCAACUCAAACUAGAGUUGAGUUUCGGAUUAUUUUUCGAAUGGUGCAGUAUGUACUUGUUUUGUUAUUUAUAUUAGCCAAUUGACUGCAUUAAAACGAGAUAAAUUAUAUUGGAAUUAGUAUGCAUUUGGGAUUUCGUUUUUAUUUACCAUUGUCUUCUUCUAGUCUUCUAUGGCUUCUUCCUUCUUCGGUAACUCAUCUUGUAAUUGUGAAAUAUUGCAACUUGUGGCAUUAUGCUAAUUUACAUUGAUCAUUUCAUAGAUUUUAUAAAUUUCGUUAUAUAUAUAUAUAACGAGUGUAGCUGCUAGUGGCAAUUAUAAUCUAUUAAUCUGAUUAUAAUAAUUUAUGCAGAUUUAUUGUGCUUGUAGCCAUGUGAUUGGUUGCUCUGCAAUAUGAAAAGUUGUACAUAGUUUACGUUGUUUUUAUGACGAGCAGUGCAUAAUUAUUCUCUGGACUUUGUCUUGUCACAGAUGCCACAUUAUAAUUUAUGGUAACAGUUUUGUCAUUUUGAAAUCUUGAAUUUGUUUUAUUAAUUGCGUAUUGUUUUAUUUUUUUUUAAAAGGUUUCAUUCUUGAAACAUCGACUUUCGCUUUAUUCGUCGUCGAAAACCGUCUUUGAUGUUAGGGUAAGGGUAAGGGAGAAGAAUGACCAGAAUAUAUAUGGCUGCUUGGACCGGGCCUAAAGCUUUAUAGAGUCUUAAAAUUUGUGUGGUCUUUUUUAAGUUACGCGAAUAAAAGAAUAAAAGAAAACGAUAGGAGGUUGUGAUUUUUUUUUAAGUUACACGACUUCCUCCAGUAAAGCGUGAAGUUAGGGACAUUUUAAAAGCUGCGUAAGUUCUUACUACUAAAGGUAAGCGCAUAGAGCGUUUUGUUUUACGCGAUCUUUUUUAGAGUAAAGCUAGGAGCCAGAAGCAUUUUCUAAGUUACGCGACUUCUUGUUAAUAAAUCUAUGAACAUUUAAAAAGCUAGGCGAGAUUGCGAUAGGGGCAUUUCAAGUGACUUGUUAGUAAACCAUGGUGUUAGAAGCGUUUUAAAGUGACUUGUUAGUAAACCAUGGUGUUAGAAGCGUUUUAAAGUGACUUGUUAGUAAACCAUGGUGUUAGAAGCGUUUUAAAGUAAAGCUAGAAGCUCUUUUAAUUUAUACAACUUCUUGUUAAUAAUACUUACUAGCUGCCUAUACCAGGAGUCUCAAAAUGUGUUGUUAAUGUGGCUACAUGUGUAGACAUUGAUCAAUAUUUUCAUUAAAGUAUGUUACCCUC